Molecule: messenger RNA, 1374 nt
Organism: Talaromyces proteolyticus
Lineage: Eukaryota; Fungi; Ascomycota; Eurotiomycetes; Eurotiales; Trichocomaceae
Product: vacuolar H/Ca2 exchanger
Exons: 3
Coding region: 1-1374 (457 amino acids)
Biological process (GO): intracellular calcium ion homeostasis; calcium ion transmembrane transport
Cellular component (GO): fungal-type vacuole membrane
Molecular function (GO): calcium:proton antiporter activity
Source: RefSeq, a predicted model, not a curated record
AUGACUUCAAUUAUUCACCGACGGCCCAGCAGUGCCAAUUCCAAGAACGAAGCCUCCUCAAAUGUUCUUCCACGACAUAACAGCGAGAAAACCAACCAACCCAAGGUCCUGGGACUUUUCCGCGUCCAGACAUCCGGGGAAAGCGGAAGAAAUGGCUUCCACCCGGUACACUUUUUGAGAGUAUGUUUCCGAAGCACAUGUACCGUUUCCAUGGUCGUCAAUAUUCUCUGGCCAUUCGUCCCCGCUGCUAUUGUCAUAGCAUUCGCUCGGCCGGAUCUUGACCUUUGGGUAUUCAUUCUCAAUUACAUCGCUAUCGUACCGAGUGCGAAUCUGCUGGGAUUUGCUGGUGGCGAGCUGGCGCGUAAAUUGCCUAAGGUCUGGGGUAUCCUGCUGGAGACGUCACUGACUUCGGCCGUCGAGCUUAUCCUGUUUAUGGUCUUGAUUAAGAAGAACGAUCACAAUGACUUGAUCUCCGUCAUUCAAGCCGCUAUUUUGGGUUCGAUAUUGGCCAAUCUGCUCUUGUGUCUGGGCUUGUGUUUUUUCAUUGGUGGCCUAAGGCGUGAAGAGCAGAUUUUGCACGAAGCUGUUAGCGAGGUUGGAUCUGGACUACUUCUUGUCGCUGGCUUCGGAUUGUUGAUCCCGAGUGCCUUUUUUUCCGCAUUGUCUGGCGCUGUCUCGCCGAAUGGCACCUUUACCGCCGAUGAACUUCUCUCAAACACGAGAAAGAUUAGCCGGGCCACCGCUAUCAUUCUCUUUGCGGCCUUUUGCAUGUUUUUAUGGUACAAUCUCCGCACACACCACAGUAUAUUCGAUGAAGUUCUCGAAAACGACGAGAACCAAAACAAUGAUGGAGAAAAGGAACGAAAUCGGCCUAAACUCACUCUCCCCGAGAGUCUUGUUGCGAUUGCGGUUUCCUUAACCUUAGUCGCUCUUUCCGCCGUGUUCUUGGUUGAAAAUAUCCCUGCUAUCAGAAGCCGAGGUGUGCCGGAUAAUUUCAUCGGUUUAAUUCUGGUUCCGCUGGUUGAGAAGGCGGCAGAACAUUUGACUGCGAUUGAUGAAGCAUGGGAUAAUCAAAUCAAUUUUGCACUUUUCCACUGUCUUGGUCCGUCUAUUCAGACUGCCCUACUGAAUUCGCCUCUCGUUGUCAUUGUUGGCUGGGGACUCGGCACAGAUAUGGAUCUUAAUUUUGAGAUUUUCAUGGUCGUGAUGCUCGUGAUGUCGAUCUUGGUUGUGGGCAACUUCAUGCGCGACGGCAAGUCGAACUAUAUGGAAGGCGGCCUCUGCGUCUUGGUGUAUCUAAUUAUUGCCGUGACGGCGUGGUACUACCCAAACCCAGAAGACGGCACGACUAACGUGCAACUGCCUGCAAAAUAG